Messenger RNA from Limulus polyphemus (Atlantic horseshoe crab), 2769 nucleotides. Its product is annotated as ubiquitin-conjugating enzyme E2 L3-like. The transcript has 4 exons. NCBI's taxonomy places the organism in Eukaryota, Metazoa, Arthropoda, Merostomata, Xiphosura, Limulidae. The record is from RefSeq and is a predicted model, not a curated record. The coding region runs from base 22 to 486 and encodes 154 amino acids.
UUAUCGGUUUCUGUUCUAAAAAUGGCAGCAACAAGGAGAUUACAAAAGGAACUCCAGGAUAUAAGAAAGUCAUCCACAAAAUCAUUCCGAAACAUACAAGUAGAUGAAAACAACAUCUUAGUGUGGCAGGGACUAAUAUUACCUGAUAAUCCUCCAUACAAUAAAGGAGCUUUCCGUAUAGAGAUAAACUUUCCUGCAGAAUACCCAUUUAAGCCUCCAAAGAUUACAUUUCGUACAAAGAUCUACCACCCAAAUAUUGAUGAAAAAGGCCAGGUGUGUCUACCCAUCAUUAGUGCUGAACACUGGAAACCAGCCACAAAGACAGAUCAAGUAAUUCAAGCACUAGUAGCUCUAGUCAAUGAUCCAGAACCUGAACAUCCUUUAAGAGCAGAUUUAGCUGAAGAAUAUACCAAGGACAAGAAGAAGUUCUUGAAGAAUGCUGAGGAAUUUACAAAAAAGUUUUCUGAGAAAAGGCCAGCCGAUUAAGCAAAAACUUCUAUUCAGGCAUCAUAUAAAGAACACAUAAACCCAUUAUAUUGAAUCAACAAAAUUGUGCUCAACAUUACAUGGUAAUGGAUUCCAAAAUGACUGCCAAUCAAUCAGCACCUGAGAAAGAAGUUUACUUGCCAUUUAGAGGAAACUCAUACCACCUAUGUAUUUUUUACUGGUUUGGAUCCUGAAUCAGCUGUUGUGAUAAUAUCAAGUGGAAAUUUCUGAUGAUGUUUACCUUCUUAUGGUUGAUACAUUUUCAAUUUAGUUUUUUUUUUUUGUUAAUAUAAGUUGUAUUAAAGAGCACAUUUAUACAUUAGGUAAGUCAGUUACUUAUAUGCUGAUAGCUGGUUCGUUGUGGAAUCCAGUGGAUAUUAAUAAUUAAAGGUUUUAACUUAAUAAUGUUAAACUUUUGUUUAUUUUCUCCACUCUUAAAGUAACUUGGAAAUCUUUACCUUUUUUUUUUUUGAGUAAGAAAGUGCAUGUCUGCAAAAUGUGUGUAACUUAGUAAUACCAAACGUUUAGUCACCUAAUUAUUUAGGCAGACAUUAGGAGAGAUAAGGUGUAAUUAGACUGCAGUAGUGUUUUUUGCACUUGUAAAUAGGUAAAAAGAAGCUUGGGAUAGUAUUGCUACAGGAUCUUUCAUGACAUAUGUAAUCUCAGUUUUGUAGUAAUUCUUACUCUAGUUUAGAGCAAUAUAUUAAUUUAAGAUUUUUUUUUUUACAGCUUUCAUCAAAUUGAUGAUGUCUUUACUAUGUAAAUGUAGGUCCAGUUUUGUUAUGGCUAUUCUAACAUAAUUUUAACUGAGUAACUUUUCUGUUUAUAAUAAAAGUUCAGUUGACAAAGGUUGAGCUAAGGUUUAAAACUGUUUAUUAUGAAGCCAUUGGUAACCAAAAAUUGUGUACAUGCUAAAGGAUCAUGCAGACAGUGUGAUUAAACAUUUUAAGAGAAGGGUAUAAAAAAAAAUGUUCACAUACCUUAUUUGUUAAACUUUUUUCAGUUUAGGGAUUGGAAACUUACUAAAGCCUCCAAUGACCCUCGUUUAUGUAUGUUUCAUUAGCCUUGAUAUUUGACUAGGCCCCUUCUGUGUGAUUGUCAUCUGGUUAUCCACAUGCAGGACAAGACCACUUUACAGUUUUGGGCAAAAAAACACUCGCAGAGCAGAGAACACUGUUAACUAACACAAUCACAGCAAUUGCUGAACAUUCUGAAUAGAUACCAGCAUAGCCCAUGGCAAGCAGUUGGCAAAGUUUGGUUACUUAUGACCCUAAAGCUUAAACUUCAUUUUCUGAAAAUCACAGUGUAAUGCUCCUGCUCUUAUGAGUAUGUUGUUGGCAUUGUUAUAAAUUCUGUACAACACUACAUAUGAAGCUUCAUUCAGUAUUCAUUGAGAGAUAUCAUCUCUGGGGGACUUGCUAGCAUUCAAAACUUUAAGAGAAUACAAAUUAUCUGUGGGGAAGCAGUUCAUGCAAGUUAUCAAUUAAAUCAGAUCUAGAUAUGGUGUGCCAAUUUUUCACACAGGCAGAAUGUUUUGCAUAAUAUGUGCUUUGCAUUAACAUGGCCUCUCAAUUAAUGUCUUGUUUGUUAUUUAACACAAAUAAAUUCAGUUAAGAAAACUGAUAUUCUGUACUGUUAAAUACUAAAAAGUUAAUUAUAUAUGUGUUGAAAAUGUGAUUUUACUAUUAACAUGAUAUAGGCACAGCUAAACAUGAGAAACUGAUAUUGCAGUAAAUUUACCUGAAUUAUGGUACUUAAUUUUAUUUCAAUGGUCAUAAUUAGUGAUUUGUGUACAUUUAUAUGUGCAUCUGAUAGUAAAUAGAAAUGGUUAUUAUCAGUGACUUCUGAUCAAAACGAGCUACCUAACCGAUCAGAACUAAAAAUUAACCCAGUGCUUAAUGUAGCUAAUUUAAUAUACUUGCUUAAUUAGGAAUAUGCAGUAAACUUCUAAUCAUUAGAGUGUGUUUGUUCAUCAGUUGGGAUCCCUAACUGUUAUCAAUAAUCUAAAAUGGUAGAAAGAAUGCUGAUUUUGAUAAAAUCUAUUUAUAAUGAUGUUGUUAUUGAAGUGUACCACAGAAUAAUGUGAGAUAUGUCUAUAUAUAUAUAAAUAAUUGUAUUUAUUUUGUUGGUUUUUAAGAAGAGCUUUGACAUGACUUUGGUUUCCAGAUAGUGUAUGUAGAACCUACAUGUAAGAAAAAAAUUUAGAUAAUCCUUAUUGGCUACAGAUUUCUAUAAUUCUGUGUAAUUGUUAAGAAGAAAGUAAAGAUAGUUUAAAUCUCCCCA